Telopea speciosissima is the source of this 1571-nucleotide messenger RNA. RefSeq lists its product as uncharacterized. NCBI's taxonomy places the organism in Eukaryota, Viridiplantae, Streptophyta, Magnoliopsida, Proteales, Proteaceae. The record is from RefSeq and is a predicted model, not a curated record. The transcript has a single exon. Bases 373 to 1341 code for a protein of 322 amino acids.
AGGAGAAGACGAGACUGGUAGAAGAGGGGAGAGAGAGAGAGAGAGAGAGAGAGAGAGACACACACAAAGAGGGAUUGCAUCAUCUAACGUAACUCUGUUCAAAAAGUUCUUCGGUUUUGAGCUUCGAAUCUGUUGUUUUCCCCUGGAAGAACAAGUUUUCUAGGGUUUUUAGGGUUUUCUGUACGUCCAAAUCUCCCGAUUUUAGAAAAGAUUUAGGCCUUUUUAAUCUAGACAGUCUUGAUUCUCUUCCGUAUUAGUUAUCUAGAGCAAGAAUUUGAAUCCAAAUAUCAUUGUUACGAUUUUUAGCUUCGUUUGGUACGGUCUUGCUCUCCUUGGAGGUAUUUGGUUCAAUCGAUUGAGUUUGUACAUCCAAUGAACGAUCAGUCUCAGAUGAUGAGUCAGUCUCAAAUGUUGAAUCGUAGUUAUGGAAUAUGGCCGCAGCCACCUCCGCUGCCACAACCUCCUGAAGAUCCUGUUAAGUUUCAAAAUGCUUCACGGCAGGCUUUUUUGGCGACGAAACCAGGAAGAAGCAAUUGGAAGGGAAAAAAGCUCGUUGAUAAACGGAAAGGCCGGAAAGAGAAGGGCGUAGUCAUUAGUGGCAACGCUAUCUUUGGUGGAGUUGGAGGUUAUAACCCCCCAACCCUUCACGAAUUACAGUCUCAGAACCGAUUGAAUGCUCGCAGGUUCUACCCGAAGAAGAAAUUCAAUCGUUUUGCUCCAUUUGCUCCGAGGAACACGACCUCUUUUAUAAUUCGAGCAAAGAAAUCUGGUGGAAUUGCCUCACUCGUCUCCCCCUGCCCUGUGACCCCAGCCAUUCUCCCGACUCCGAUGUUCUCACCGUCGAGAGAGGUUCUUGGUGACAUGGCCAAGGAAGAGUGGGGGGUUGAUGGUUAUGGAUCAAUGAAGGGUUUGAUCCGGCUUCGAUCGCCGGGUCACGACAUCCGUGAGGACGUACGUGAUGAUGAGGAAGAAGAGGAAGGAGGAGGAUCCAGCGAGAGUGAUGUGGAAGAGCAUGUUGAGGUGGAGAGGAGAUUGGAUCACGAUUUGAGCCGUUUUGAGAUGAUUUAUCCAAACUGUGCCGACGAGCAUGCGAACUUACUGGUGAAUCGUGUGGAUGAUCAAGAUACUCACAUAGCACAGCUGGAGGAGGAGAACCUGACACUGAGGGAGCGGCUUUUCUUGAUGGAGAGCGACUUGUUGGACUUGAGGAGGAGACUGCAGUGCUUGGAGACGGGAAAUCGAGCGCAGGAUAAAAACCACGCGGAAGCGUCAGAGAACGUAUCAGAGAAUGAAGGGGGUGGGGAUGUCUCUUCAGAGAAGAGCGUUGGCGACGGUGACUGAUUUUAAUCGUCUCGCGUUGAUGUGAGUCUCUUCUCUGUACAGAUUUUAUCUGGGGAUUCUUAUCUCUAGAUGUUGUCUGCGAAAAAUUUCUGUAUAUAUUACAUCUUAGGAUGUUAGCCUUGUCUACUUGCUUCCUUCUUUUGUUCUUUUUGUUAAUCUGACCUUGGUCUUAGAAAACUUGUGGACGACUUUAAUCCUAAUCUGAAAAAAAUGGGACAUAGUAUUACACU